Messenger RNA from Papaver somniferum (opium poppy), 1483 nucleotides. RefSeq names its product protein trichome birefringence-like 3. The transcript has 6 exons. Bases 78 to 1403 code for a protein of 441 amino acids. NCBI's taxonomy places the organism in Eukaryota, Viridiplantae, Streptophyta, Magnoliopsida, Ranunculales, Papaveraceae. Gene Ontology annotation, molecular function: O-acetyltransferase activity. The record is from RefSeq and is a predicted model, not a curated record. Gene Ontology annotation, cellular component: Golgi apparatus.
UUUUUCUCAUUCCUCUGAGACACCUUAACUUCAUACUUAGCAGCUCAUAAGUUUAUGACAACUUCCUCAUCGGCGUGAUGAAGCCCGCAAGAGGGAAGCUUCCUCUCUCAAUUGUUGGAAUCCUAAUAUGCAUUUUUGUACUCAUCGGUGUCUUGUAUAUUGAAGACACUGGCUCCCUAUCUUCUGCGACUCUUCUUGCGCUAGAAAGCACAUGUUCGAAGCAAGACGACUCAGACAACAAUUCCAGUCGGCCAGUAAAAGUGAAGGAGAAAACUACUGGUAUUAAUUCUUUAACCGAAGAGAAAGACGAUAUUAACGAUAUCAGCGAACAAGAAGAAGAUGAAGAAAAAGCGGAGUUUGAUCCAGAAAAGUGCAACGUUGUCAAGGGGAAAUGGGUGUUUAAUAGUUCUCUCAAGCCAUUGUAUUCUGACGAGACUUGCCCGUAUCUCGAUAAGCAAGUCGUUUGCGUAAAGAACGGGAGGCAGGACUCUGAUUAUCGUUAUUGGGAAUGGCAACCGGAUGAGUGUAAAUUGCCCAGGUUUGAUCCUAAAACUGCACUUGAGAAACUGAGAGGCAAGAGACUGAUGUUUGUUGGUGACUCGCUGCAGAGAGGCCAGUGGCAAUCCUUUGUUUGCAUGGUUGAAUCAGCUAUACCACCCGAAAAGAAGUCCAUGAGACGCGGCCGUUCUCUCACUGUUUUCAGAGCCAAGGAGUACAAUGCCACCAUCGAGUUCUACUGGGCACCCUUUCUCGUCGAGUCAAAUUCCGAUUUACGUAUUAUAGGAAAUCCUAAAGACAGAAUACUAAGAGUUGAUGCAGUGAAGAAACAUGCCAAAUACUGGGAAGGAGCGGAUAUCCUUGUGUUCAAUAGUUAUGUGUGGUGGAUGAGUGGCUUGAAGAUCAAAUCACUAUGGGGCUCAUUUGCAAAUGGAGAAGAAGGAUAUGAAGAGUUAGAUGCCACAAUUGCUUACAGAAUGGGUUUGAAAACAUGGGCAAAUUGGGUAGACUCAACGAUUGAUCCUAAUAAGACCAGACUGUUUUUCACCACCAUGUCUCCAACACACAUGAGAAGUGCGGAUUGGCACAACAAGAAAGGCAUCCGUUGCUAUAAUGAAACGAGACCAGUGCUUAAGAGGGGAUACUGGGGAAGUGGUUCAGAUAAAAGGAUGAUGAAUGUGGUAUCCAGUGUGGUGGAAAGAAUGAAGGUCCCUGUUUCUUUCAUCAAUAUAACUCAAAUGUCUGAGCAUAGAAUUGACGGUCACACAUCAGUUUACACCGAGUACCAAGGUAAAGUGUUAACAGAUGAGCAGAAAGAAGACCCAAAACGUUACGCGGACUGUAUACAUUGGUGUUUGCCUGGGGUGCCAGAUACAUGGAAUCAAUUAUUCUAUGCCUACUUGUAAAAAAGAAGAAUCGCAUAAGAACUCUGUAUAUCAGAAACUCAAACAAAACAAAUUGCAUAGAUUUUUUUUUUAUCACGACA